Messenger RNA from Porites lobata, 7075 nucleotides. NCBI's taxonomy places the organism in Eukaryota, Metazoa, Cnidaria, Anthozoa, Scleractinia, Poritidae. The record is from the annotation of a GenBank genome assembly.
AUGGGUUUCACGGAGUUAACAAACCCGCACAAAGCCAGCAACUUGCCAGGGUUUGUACACUCGUCGUUAAUUAGUUAUUGAAUCGUAGUUUGGGACAAGCGCAUGACACGAAGAGGGCCAUUCAGAUCGGUGACACUUUUAGAUAGUAGAAUGUUAAAAGUACAACAACUAGAACAGGGCCUGUUUAACCACGACAAAAAAGUGUAAACAGCCUUUGAAUUCGGGCUCAGAAAAAAGGCCGCAAUGGGAAAGUGUGGAAAUGUGGAAAAUUAACUGGAAAAUUUAAGCUUUGCUGGUGAUCAAUUAUUGAUAAGAAAGGCGUGUUUUCAUUUUAUAAAUUCACAUGAACCCCAUUCUGAGACAAGCGAAAAGAAAUGGCUUUUAGGAAACAGUGAAAUUAGGGCUUUCUACUAUUCCUUUCAAGAAUAAAAGGUUUUUUUUCUACCGAGACUAAUUGGUUAUGGCACUUGGUGAAUGGCAUAACUUAAAAUCGCUGUUUUACCCCAGUGGUUGCUUCCCUGCAAGUUAAUUUAGAAAAAAGCAGGCUUUUUCAAAGCAAUGUGGCCACUGCCGGCCGUGCAGUUUUUGUUCCCAGUUGUACUAAUUCUAUUUCCGCGUGUAUGACAUUUGCACGCGAUGAAAUCCACGCUCUUUCUUUUACUCUUUCUUACUCGGCCGUCUAACUUUUCGCAUCAAAAAGGUUUCCGUUCGUAGCAGCGUGGAAUAACUUGUUUUUUGUUGUUGUUUCUAGUUGUAAAAGCCAUAGCGUUUUUUGAAUGCACUAUGCUAUAUACAGUACUUAUAUGUUUCUUCCUUAUCAACAGGUAUAGAGGUUAUUGCCCUCAGCUGAAAUAUGAAUGUGGUCACACAUACGGAAUCGCUACAGAUAAACUCACUUCAGUAAGAGAAACUUCACUAAAAUGCAAAUAUUGCUUUUGCUUAAGUUUACUAAACUUAACCCCGCAAACAAUACCGAGAACAGUUCUUGAACUUUUGCACCAUGCAUAUAUAUACACCGCUUUUGUUUAAUUGUCAACGUGGAAAGCACACAAAAGACCGCACGAAAGAGUUAACUUUCAAUUCCAAAGCUCUGGAAAGUUUCUUUAAAAUAAAGCAUGCAUAGAUUCUGGCGAGACAUCGCUAUGUAUAUGGUUAUCCCAAAGGUAUACGUACUUAAUUCGUUCUGUCGUUUAACUAAGCUCGAGCAGUUUAAACUUUCUAAUUUCAGAAUCAAAUUACAUGUGCAAACACAUUUUUAGUACAUGCAAAGUCCAUUCAACUUCACUCUUGUCAGUUUUUAAUGUUACGUUCUGAAUAGGCAUAAUUUGUCAAGUUUGCUGUUGUAGAAACUAAUAUAGUGUUUAUUGCUCCACAGAGACACAUGCGUAAUGAGAAGCUUGUCCCUACGACAUUACCAGAUCCAAAGGAAAGAGAACCAUAUCUGCCGACACCGAAUGGUGACAACAAGCUCACGGCAGGAAUGGUUCCGUAUUAUACUGGUCAGUAAUACAAGCUAAAUAUAGUCCUCAUUCUCUCUAGCUCGGGUUAACCCUUUACUAAAGUCAGUAUUGGCCAGUCGCGGACCGAUCAUCUACUUGAAAAUGAAAUAAGUAGUAUUUGCUAAGACUCAGCCGCCCUGCAUAUUAAUAUUGUUUUUACAAUUUAACUAAUCAUGCUGGACAGUCCUGAUUAAUAGUGAAAUUCUCUUUAUUGCUGCACCGGUCUGGCCGGUCAGCUUUGACAAAUGGUAAGCGCCCUUAGUAUCCCUUUGUCAGUGGCUAGGAACAGCAUUGUAAAUCCGACGGAGACUUUGCAAGACAUGGGAGAUAUUGGUUAAAACUCCGAGAUCGGGACUUUUGGCUACUAUCAACAAAAUCAAAGACCGAUAUUUUUACAUGUUUUAUAGUUUCCAGUGAUGAGCAAAUUCAAGCCCGAGACUAAACUGAUUCUAAGAGCUAAAAAGGUUUCGAAACAAAAAAUUUCUCCAAAGUUCAAGAAAAGAACUAAAUCUCCAAAUGUGUGCUGUAUGUUUAUGCAUAAAUCGCUGCUUAAUUACGGUAUACGGUAUAGAGCACAGUGUCAGUUAGGGGAACCUUCCAGACUUAUUCAGAAUUCGAGACGUUGUAGAGAAGGUCUUGAUUCUAGCGCUAGCGGGGCCGAGUGAUUUCAAGACUCCAACAUGAAAGCCGAAUUUAUUUUGUUGUCAGAGACUCGUAAUUUUUGGAUAAGCCAUUAUACAUAUCUGUUAACCAAUCGCCUGACCCAUGUCCACACGACUUCGUUAAAAUUUGUAAAACCGCAAAUAUACAAACUUGUACAUGGUGAUAACUUGCUUCACAGGCAAGUGGACCGUAAACGCCGGAAUUUUCGUAAACGGCUUACAGAGCACGAAGACGGUUAAGAGAUCAUUGCACAGUGUGGAUCGCUAAGGAGUCGUAAUCGUUGUUUACAUGGCCGGCGGAACCACUGGCAGUCGCGCGUACACAACACCGUUUUCUCACGGAGUUACAAAUUUACAUACACGUUUGCAAGCGUUUUUUUUUCCUUAAAAAAAAAACACAACAUAGACCGCUGUUUCACAACCUUUAUCUGUAAAUGAGCUACUUUCGCUAUUAAUCUAAACUUUAAAAACGCAAUGAGACUAUCGUGACCAUAACGAAAUCACCUCUUUUUUUCCUUUAUUUUUUAAAGAAUAUAGUCUCUCAUAAACCUUCCCACGGUUUUUUCUAACUUUGACAUGGACAAGUAAGGAAGAAUCUAUCGACUCCGCUGAAAAGAGCGCCUUUAAAUUAAUAAAGUUAGCAAGUUUAGAAGUGAUUUGUUGAAAGCUCACGAAGACAAAGCUCUUAAAGUCGCGUUUGUAUUGGGGGGGGGGCACAAUCUUGCCCCCCACCAUACAAACGUUUGUAAAGUUUUGCAACUUUGCAGAUCUAUAUCUUCGCUCGCUUAAGACAAAUUGCUUUCGAAUUUGGAACGUUUUCUAAUUUUAUGGCGCUCUUUCUAGUGAUGUUGACGGAUUUUCCUGAAGUGGCCUAUGUCAAAAGUUGAAAAAACCGUGGAAGGGUCACUCUAUUAUUUUUAUUUCAAGUCCAGAUUAUUGCAAAAAUGUUUACUUGAUGGAGUCAUCCUUUUAAAUAACUUUAAAUAUGCACUAUUUUGGUUUCCUGCGACAGGUUUUGUGGGCUUUGUUUCAUGGAAAUUAAGAUAUAUGAGGUUGUCUUUAAUGAUGUUUACUGAAGGCUCACCAAGUUGCAAACUUCCUCAUUAAAAAAAUAUUAAUUUUCUUAAAAUACAAGACAUGUUUUCAAACUCAAUAACGACCCCUACGAAGACUAGAGUUAAACAAACAUAGUUAUCAUCCAAAAUAACUAAAUUUAAUCCUUUUGUAAACUCUCAGCUCUCUUCGACAGACAAUUAUGAGAUACAGCCCAUGUUAAUCAUAGAGUAUGCCUUAACUUUCGGGUCCACCUGCGAAAUUAUCGCUGUCGAGUGAUCAUUUUGAUGAAGCUUCCGCAUCAGUACUUUCACAGUAUGUUAUUAUUUUGUUUUCGAAAUGAAUAUAUUUACAGGGAAGAAACAAUAGUUCAAUUUGAAUCGAGUUAUAAUAAGUCUAAAUUCUUUUCUUUUGUUCUUCUUCCCUUUCUUCAUUUUCAGGAUAUGUCCCCACCAUGCGGUUUUUGUAUGGAUCCCGUUACAGAGAAGCUACGGAGCAAGCAGUUAGCAACUUUAUGAAGAAGGAUCAGACUCACCGAGCGGAACAGGACCAGUUGAAGAAAACUGUGUACAGCCAUUCAAAAUUAAAGCCUGUACCGAGUUACAAAGAACCCAGCAUGUAUCCCGAUCUUAGGCCAAAAUACGCCAAAGGUUACUUUCCUAGUAAGUGGACUACAAACCUGGUCGCUAAUCUACAAGAGUCAUUUGGUCAAUUAAGUAGAGUGUGUGGAUAGAAUCACAUAUUAUAACCAUUCAAAUGAAACCUCUUUAGCAGGAUUUUCACAUGGUAAUAUUUGUUACUGGUAAUUUUGCAAAAAGAUAUAUUUCAGGACGUUGUACAAAGCACCAGGAGCCCGUAACCCGGAGCGUGCGCAUUCGAAGUAUAAGAUAUCAAAAAGAAAAACUAAACGUUUGUAAAAGGCAAAAAAAAAUCAUUUUUAGGUCUGUAGGUUUUGGCUGACUGGUUUGUCGAAUCAAAAAUGUGCACCAAAAUCGUUCUAAAAAUACACUGGUCCAUGCAAACGCAGUGACACGAACGCAUGGAAGUUGCUCGCUCCAGGUUAUGGGCUCCUGAAAGCACUGGAUCGCUCCAUGUAAGGUAAUCCGGAUUCCGGAAUACUGAAUGCCGCUAACGAUUAGAAACCGCAAUCCAAGUUCCGCCGACAAAGGCUGUCUACUCUUAGAUAACCUUACACAGGGCGAGCUGGAAGAAAUACUACCGACUGUCACUGCCAGGCUUACUGCUGGUAGUGUAUUAAACAUAUGAGACGUUUAUAAAUAAUCGCUAAGGUUGGGGGCAAAAUAUAGAGCUACUUCGCGUGCAAUAGACCGGGAUCAAUAGAUCGGGUUCAGAUUCCAAGAGUGAACAUGAGACCGUUAUUUUUUCAUCCGAUUUGUCCUAAUGAAACAGUGAACAGGCAUGUGCCCGAAUAUAUAUCAGAGAAAUUUGCCUACACCAAUUCCAUUCACAGACAUAAUCUGCGGAGCUCGCAACACAAUCUCUUCGUUCCAAGACCAUACUGAGGCAUUUAAGAAUUUCUGGUAUAGGGGUGCUGUCCUAUGGUAUAGCCUGUCGGUCGAGUCUAAGCAGGCCACUAGUUCAAAUAAUUUUUUUAAUUCAAUUGAUUAGUGUAGGCAAGGUAGGCUACUAGUUUAAUUAAUUUUUCGUACUCUAAUUUUAAAAUUAGAUAAGUUUUAUGAUUGUAAUGACAUGAGUUUAAGUAUUAUAAACUAUUAUGCAUAACUUAUUGCUAAAGUGCAUGGCUCCUUGGGAGAGCACUUUUUAAUGAAAAGGACUCCGUGGUUAAAUAAAGUUAUUGAUUUGAUUUGAUUUGAUAUUUUUAACACAAUAGAGCAUUAGCCUUCGAAUACAGCCAUCUCUACUCGCACCUCGCCGCUAGGGACGGCUGCAUUCAUUAGCAGGCUAUUUAGCCUAACCUAAAAUCCCUUGUUGCCAUGACAGGUGAUCACCGUGAAUUCUGCGAGCCACCAGUACCAGGUUACACCGGCUAUGUACCUCGGAGGCGAGAACAUGACCUGGGAACUAGAUACGCCACAUGGACCAGGGACGGCUUUACUGACUCACUAGACAUGCGCAAUAAGCAGGAAAGCCUGGCCACCCAGAUUAUUGACGUCACAAGGUAACAAGAAGAUCUCUUUUUGAGCAAACCCGGUUUGUAGUUGCCUGGUUCAAUAAUUGAAUGAAGAUCUAAAUUAGAUUAGAUUUGAGCAAAAAAAUGACUCUUUAGGUUUCAUUUCUUGUGAGGCAGUCGAAAAGGAACUUAAACGUCUAUAAUUCUUUAUUUUUGACUGGAAAUGCAAUCUUUCAAAAUACUAGUCAUCGAAAUAUGGUCUUAUGGGCACUUCACUAUCUCUUUCUUCCAGAAUGCCUGUGUCAACGGUAAAAACCCUUAUUGCAGAGCAUGGAACACUCUACAAGAAAAUCGGAAUGAAGCCAAAAUAUACCGGAUACAUACCGCGUAAGUGAAUACCUAUUAAUAAGCCGUAACUUACUUCCUAGAUAUGCAAAUGUGAUGUAACUUCCCAUGAAUUAUGGGCUCCUGAUAACAUGCAAUAGAAAUUACAUAGCGAACAACUUGGAACCCGCUCAAAUUAACGUGUUCUUGAUUUGCGGCGUCUCGGCUUCAUGCCAAACGAUCAAAAACUGAGUCUUGAAAACAGGUAACAGAAUUGCCUCUGAAAACCCUGACGUCCACCAAAAAAAUCGAUGGAAGGAAAAUGAAUUUUCCUUCACCGCGCCCCAAAAAAACCGCCAGCUACGUCAGAAGUUAUUCUGUCAGUGUUGUUUUCAAUUUCCCACCAUCGAUUUUUGUUGGUCCAGAUGUACCUUAACACGUAUCCCAAAUCGGAUUCUUGUGGGUGAUUUGAUUAAAUUUUACCUUUUUUUACCAGUAUAUUUGGGGAGGUAAUCAUCUCUUUUGGUCCUCAAGGUCCAUGUUCCUCAGAGGCAGGAACGGCUUUCGACAGUGGCAAAAUCGGGUGAAAACACCGCAUUUUUUGUGUCACUUCCGCCACAUAAACCGGAUUGAAAACUAUACGCGAUUAUGCUUCCACGUUAUUUUCAGAUUAUCCUUUAGGAUUAGCCCCAACAAAACCGCCAGCUACUCAAUUAUUCUGGAAAGUGCUGUUUUCAAUUCAGUGUGGUGGAUAGUGGGGCCUGCUAGAUACAUAGACCAAUCCUAGAAUAAUGUGGGAGCACGAUCGCUUAUUUUGCAAUCUUUAUGUGGUCGAAGCGACGGAGAAAAACGGGCGGAAACAGUUUCAAAACAAAAUGCGGUGUUUUCAUCCGAUUUUGCCAUUCUCGAAAGCCGUUCCUGCCCCAGAAGAACAUGGACCUUAAGGACCAAAAGAGAUGAUUAUUGUACUAUAUAUACUGGUGAAAAAAAGUAAAAUUUCAUAAAACCACCCCCAAGAAUACGAUUUAUAUUUGGGAGACGUGUUAAGGUAGAUCUGGAAAACUGUACAUACCUGCGGAAAAAUUUUAGCUAUGCCCCCGUCUUCACCUUGCCGUCUUAAACUCCUACCGCGACAGAUAUGACAGUAUAACCAAGCCACGAACUUAUAACAUUAGUCAUUACUAAAUCACAAGGAAUAUAUUCAGUCCCGAUGUAUUUCAUUAUUGACUUUAGAUUUCUGUGUUAGGAGGGUAAUGUGCUCUGACCUGAAUUGAGAAAAUGUUCAUCAUUGAAGUUGCUUAAAUGCGUUGUUUUCUUCACUUUUUCUUUCAGAGCGUCGUUUUAGAUUUGGCAACACGUAUGGUGACACGACUCGUUCUUUACCAGUCUGCGUAGACACUCAAGGAUAUUCAAAUGGAAAUUACAUCACAACGCCUGUCAUGUAA